CCCCUCCUCGUGCGGAGGAGGUCCAGGCCGAGUCCUACCUCAUCACCGACCCUGAGGAGUGUCUGGGCUUGCUGCCCGCACUCUUCGGUGUCAGUGAUGACAGCGGCCACGUCCCGCCCGGGUGGGACCUCUCGGCUGACGACCUGCAGGCCAUCAUGGGCAAGUGGGAGCAGAACAAUCCGCUGCCCGAUGACGACGAGGCCGACGAGGGUGGGGAUGACGGCGAGUGGUACGACAAUGACGACGAGGACGCCAGGGCCGUCCGCCGCCGCAUUCGCAAUGCGAUGCGCCACAAUCGCAACACACACACAAGCGGCCACGUGAGACUGUCGGAUACCACUCGCCGCAUCCAGGCCGCCAUCCUUCGCAGCCGCACGUGGAGCCGCCGAAGCAGCCGCAGCAGCGUGCAGAGCCGCGUGUCCCGCGCGGGCAACAACGAGAGCAGACAGGACGGCAGCAGGCGGGUCAGGCUGGGCCGCCGACAGAGGCGCAACAGCGACAGCUCGGGUAAGACGUCAGCGGUGAUGAGGCACGAGCCAGGUGAUGGAAGGGAGCAUACGAUGUGUGUCUCUCUUGGACACAGACGGAGGCACGCCUUCGAUUGCUGCCUGCAUUUUAUAUUUUGAGGAUUCUUUGAAGAAUUGCGCGAUGUACCCAUCCCAGAGCUACCGAGAAUCGGGUACAUAUCGAAGGACAGACAAAAUGAACGAUAGAAGUUACAGCCACUGCAUCCUGUGUCUUGCAUAUUCCUCAGGAGUUUCUUCGGCCGCCCAAUGAGGCGAGAGGGCUUCCAACGACAGCCCGUGGCAGCAGGGUGGAGGAACAGGACCCGAAGCCCACCAAUCUCACAGAACAUCGAAAGCCAACGCGAAGGUGAGAAAGACGCAAUGCCACGGCCCGACGCAGUGAGAUGGCGGUGAAAUCAUGUACCUCAUCCAUUUAUACGUCGCUCGUUUCAUCGGCUCUGUUGCAGGUAA
Molecule: messenger RNA, 977 nt
Organism: Vitrella brassicaformis
Lineage: Eukaryota; Vitrellaceae
Source: the annotation of a GenBank genome assembly